UAAACCACAUACAGGGAGAGACAUGCGCCGCCGCAGCGCCCAACUCGCCACCCCUUUCAUGCGGGGGCCAAUCACAGGCGACGGGUAGAGAAAAAGCUGCUGCAAAGAUUUUCCGGGAUGCGCUCAGUUUUCAGUCACUUCAAGUCUUCCAAAGCCACAGCAAGUUGGCCAACGCGCUCAGGAAUCGCCCAGUAGCAGCAAGAUAUAUUUACAUACAAAUUAAAAGCAAUUACCGCCUGCUAAAACGACCCACUAAGUGUCCUUGGCGAGGACAGCGAGGGGCUGGCGAUGGAUGUGGCGCAGAGGAGCCGCCGCAGGGGACCCGGUAAAAAGGGCACGAUAAGCACUGGAAAAUCGCUGGAAAAAUCAAUAUCCGCUCCGUCAGGAGCUCAGCACCAAAUGCAGCCAUAAGCCUACUAAUCAAAAGAAAGAACCAAAAUAAAACACGAGAUCCCAAUGACCUGGAGGGAGGGCUCCGCACCCAGGCAGCCCUUCAAGUGUGCCAGAGGAGGAGUAGCAAUGCAAAUGCACCCGUUGAAGGGAAACCCAGCGCCGGUGGUUGUGGUGGUGGUGGUGGCGCACAGCCCUUGGUUCACCCCUAAGUCAGCAUUGCCAGCCGCUUUCGAGCCGGGGAUUAAGCGCUCAUGUCGUCGUCGUGGUGUCUACUAUUCUAGUGGUUGUUGCAAGUGCUAAGAGUGGAGCCCCAUUGAAGAGGUAUCAGGGCCAGACGGAGUAAUGCUCGAUACCUAAGCCGAAUGAAUGCAACAAAUCACUAAAUAAGUCUUCCAAACAUAGUCAGUAAUUAAUUAGUAUAAGUCGCGAAGUGGAGCAGGCAAGUGCGCGAAGUUGCAGCAGCGGAGUAAACUUAAUAGCCAUAGCGAUCGUAAUUCAAUGUCUCCAAAAAACUAUCCAACGUCUUCCAGAUGAUUAAGGAUUAUUUAAAAUAUCACGGGCCUUGCUAAAUGUAGCCAAAAGUGAAACCAAAUAAAUGCUUAUCCAUCGUCUUCCAAUCGUAACCGAUUAAAUUAUAGCAAAAUAUAUUAAAAAGGAAAAGUAUUUUUGUAUUUAUAUAAAGCAUAAACACUCUGCUAAUCCAUUGUCUUCCAAUUACAUGGAUUUAAACAUAUAUUAACGCAAAAAAAAUUAAAGCAAACGCGAGUUAAAAAUUCAGAGAUUCAGAAAUUUAAAUCCACUGUCUUCCAAUAACAUGGAUAAUUGAAGUUAAAAUAAUGUCUUUUGAUAAUUAACGAAAAUUUAAGUGAAUGUACGCAAACGAAACUGAACUAUAACCUGAAAUCCACUGUCUUCCGCAUACAUGGAUUAAAACUUAACGAUAAAAGCUUAUAAUAAUAAUUAAAAAAAAAUCAUAAGUGAAUAACUUAAAAGCCAACAUGCUCUCCUCGGAGAUCUACAGCAACACUACGACAUCCACGGCUACGGCUGCAGUGGGAAGCACAGCGACUGCCUCGGUGGCCACUGCAUCCACGACAACAACAACAAUGGAAGCCACCACGGUGAAGGUGGUGAAACCGAAGAAACGCCGCAAGCGACGCAAACGCGCAGGUCACGCAAUCACCACCACCACCGCCGCCGUAAAGAGCGCAACCAUCCCCAUUCCCGGUAGCAAACCGAGCAGUCCGCGCCCCCAAACCGGAGAGACCCCCUCCUCUGCUCCGGCUGCCACCUCAAAUGGGGCCAGGAAGACCAAGGCACCCUACUUUCAGCACGACAACCGGGAGUACCUGGCCAGGUACGAGAGCUUCCGAUUGACCGCCCACACGUGGAACUAUGCGGCGGUGGCCAGGAAGUUUAAGCCCUUGCGGCCGGCGUUGGCAAGCGGCGCCAACAAGACCAGGCGACCAGCAGUCUCCAAGAGGACUCAUCCAGAAUGCGCGUGCGCUUGCCAACAGAAGGACCAGGAGCCGGCACUUGAGCCAGCCCAGCGAACAGCUGAGCACUCCAUCCAGAAGGAGCUGCCUUCGUCACAGACGAAAAUUAAUAUCGAUGGCAGCGUCCUGCUCGAGCUGCUCAAGUAUUCCUCGAGCAGCCUGCUGGAGACACUGCUGGGAGCCGGCAGUGCUAUGGCAACAAGGUAGCCACCUAGU
Molecule: messenger RNA, 2105 nt
Organism: Drosophila teissieri
Lineage: Eukaryota; Metazoa; Arthropoda; Insecta; Diptera; Drosophilidae
Exons: 1
Coding region: 1392-2096 (234 amino acids)
Source: RefSeq, a predicted model, not a curated record